AUGCCAGUAACUACAAGACUCAAACGACAGGAAUUACCAUCCUCUACAUCUGAUAGUCGCCUCGAAUUAGAAGUCCAACGCACUGCAAGGAUGACAACCCACACUGACACUGUCCCCAUGGACAUCGACUUUGGCAAGCUUCCAACCGCCAUCGACACCAAUAAUUGCUCGGUAUCACCUGGAAAGAGCGAUUCCGGAGAUAGUGACAAGAGAAAUCUUUCCUAUACCGAUGACUUUGAGACGCUGCCUUCAAGUGGCCCGACCAGUCAUGCUCAUAUCAUCGACCUUCGGGAGUACGCUACAUCUAUGAAGGAAGAAGGAAUACUCAAACUUCAGGAUGCGAUCGCCACUACUCUAUUUAACGUGUCACUAGCCACGCUCAGAUCCUUUGUCAACUCCACAGUCAACACCUUCAAGGCUGUGUUUGGUACGAAGAAUGUACAGUUGGUCAUCUGGCGCAGGGGUCUCGAGGUCUUUAUUGGCACUUUCGAACACCACAAGUCAAUGAAAUUAUACCGCUUCGAGCAUGUCGCCGGCUUCCUGAUCGGCUACGAUGGAUCUUGGCACCUCAAGGUCACGGCUAGCAACGCCUACUCCGCCCCCAAGUGGCCAGAUAUUUGGGCUGGCAAGUUCGAGUGCCACGGUGGUGUUGCGAAGAUGACGAUCGAGAACGAGGAGACGGGUAUGGCAAAGCAGGCUUCAAAAUUGGCAUCUGAGAUUAUUGGUCGCAGGUACUGGGAACUCAAGAUUGAUGUGAGGAUUGGGAACGUUAGUCAGCUUAUUGGUCGAAGUGCCCCGUCGGCUGCGCGACCUCCAGUAUCUCGUCUUGUCUUAGUGUACCCGCAAAACUUAAUUUCCACUUACCCGCAUCACUGAUCGAUAGCUAUGAACAUCGGAACUGUUCUUGUUCUCUCCUCGCCUUCGGUUUUACAGACACAUCAACUAUUAAUCCACAUCUAUAUCUCGGAAAGGUCCAACAAUUCCGCAUUGUCCUUCCGAACGAAUGACCACUGCCCUCAGAACCUCUGGCCUCCAGCAAGCUCAAAGCCACAUCUCUGUUCUCGUGCAUUGUCUUUCCGACAGAAAACUUUGAGCAAACCACUACCACAGUGGCAA
Molecule: messenger RNA, 1116 nt
Organism: Alternaria alternata
Lineage: Eukaryota; Fungi; Ascomycota; Dothideomycetes; Pleosporales; Pleosporaceae
Exons: 3
Coding region: 1-876 (291 amino acids)
Source: RefSeq, a predicted model, not a curated record